AUGAACCAUUGGUCCAACGACUCAUAUUCCACACUGAACGGUCAUGCUACACUCAGCUCGAUACCAAACUCUCCAAUGUCCUUCCCUCAACCAGCCCAGACCAUCAAUCCGGCCCACUUCCAGAACCAAUCCUUCCUCAAUGGCGCUGCCCGAACCGCGUCGCCAGCCUUCCAUCAGCAGUCUAUGUAUCAGACAAAUCAGGUGAUCCCUUCGAAGAGAUCAAGAGAAGAUAGCUUAGGGACAUCUCCUCGACCAUCGCACAAUGGUCUGCCUGCGCCGGCUUCGCGUUCACACACUCCCGGAGGUCCCUUUCCCGGCUUCCAUCCUCAAUCAAAUGGCGCGCCGUCCUUCACGAGUGCGCCCACGGCAUUUCAACAUCUUCAGACUGCUAAUAACGCUACACCGUCCCCAACAAUGCAACAGAUAGGGUUCCCGCAAAAUGCCACCGCGCAGAGGAUGUCCACGGCAUCACCGAGUCCUUUCUCGCCUCAACACAACAUGUCAGGGGCUUCACCCGGCACUUCUGAUCGUGCAAGUAGGGUCGCAACGCCUCACGACGUGCCUCCAAAUUUCAUGCAGAAUCCAAGCUCACAUCCUGGUCUUAAUCCGCAACAAUUUGGCCAGAAUAUGAUGAGCCAGGUAGGCAUGAAUCAGAUGAACCUUGGUCAGAUUCCGCAGAUGCAGGCAUAUCAACAACAAUUGCAGAGACUGGCAGCACAAAAUGUUACAAAUGGCAUGUCACCGGCCCACACAAAUGGCUCUAUGAUGCAGCAGAACGGUACAUCGCAGUCAAGGAUGUCUAGCACGCCUCAAGACUUCUUCCGUGGCCUACAACAGUUCUCGGCGGCGAAAGGCAGACCCAUUGACCUGAGGCCUCAUAUCUGCGGAAGGCAGAUAGACGCUUUACGCGUGUAUCAAAUCAUCAUGAAAGGCGGUGGCUCGAGUCGAAUCACCAAGCUAGGACAAUGGCUACAGGUAGCGCAGUCGAUGCAAAUGUUUCCUCCACAACAGAUCCAGCCAGCGGCGGUGGAACUUCAACAAUACUGGCUCAGCAAUGUUGGUGCAUAUGAACAAAUGUGGAUACAACAGAGACAACGCCAAGCCCAGAUGCAGUCUCCGACGCGUGACGGACCGCCUCAGAAUACUAUGAACAACCAUCAGAGAGCGCCCUCAGAUCUGAUGCCAAGGCAGCUUAAUGGUCCUACUUCUCAUACCAAUGGUCUCGUGUCGAUAAAGGAUCCAAAUGACUCUACCUCUGCACACCAACGCCAGAGUCUGUCGCGGCAACCUGAACAGUUGCAGCUCGAUGAGGUACAGGACGACCUCCAUUUAGAGCCGACACCGAAACGUCCUUCGCCUGCGGCUACCAUAGAACCAGAACCAGAAUCGACAAUGCCUAUGCGAAAGCCAAUAGAGGAUCCAUUCGUGCCGGAAAUUCUGCAACCAAGUCGGCAUCACGGUCCUAUUGACCUAGAAGAAACUUUCAUGCUUGGUCAGGAACUAGUCCAGCUGAAGCCCACGGUACCAUCGUUACGUGAACUGGGCGUUAUAGACAUUCACGCCCUAAUUAUGGCCAUCAAGUCUGGGAUACAUGCCGAAACGAGAAACGCUCUGGACACACUAAUUACUUUGUCUAGUGAACCCUCUCUACAAAUACAAUUGAAGGAAUGCGACGACCUCAUCGAUACACUGGUCGACUGUGCUCAAGUAGAACUCGAUUUCCUGAACGAGUAUUCUACCGAAGUUUCCGAAGAAAUCUCCUUGCAAUCGUACGAAGAGCUCGUGCGAUCAUCGCACGUGGAUACCAAAACUAUACAGUCAAUACCUGAAUUCGGAAGUCUGGAAUACGACCUCGAUCGAGCAGUUGAUCGUUUAAUAUGUGUAACAACCCUGAUCCGGAAUUUCUCCUUUUAUGAGCCAAAUUUUGUGGUACUAGGAGAGCCAACCGUGCUUCAACUUGCGACACGAGUCAUACAAUAUAUCGGAACCAAAGAUAUGCCCUUGCGCAGUCCACGCAAUACCCUCGAUUUCAUGAAAGACAUAAUCAUAUACUUGAGCAAUCUCUCGCAGUCUCUGGUGAUACCAACGAAACAAGACGCGUUAUGCCUGCUACACUUUCUGCUAUCAUUCGCGCCAAACCCGCCACCAGUAUCAUCGAAUAACGAAAGAAUCGCGUUUACUCCAUAUACACCAGCUAUCCAUAAAUACCUUCCGCCAGCAGUUGAUAGCAUAGCCAAACUCCUGGCACGUGACGAGCCCAACCGGGUAUAUUUCAGGGCAAUUUUUCAUGCUGAUGCUCGAGCGGCAGUACCUUACGAAUUACUCACUCGCACGUUCGGCCUCGUAGUGGCACCAAUACCGCAUACCACAGCUCAUCUACGGGCACAAGUCGAGGCUAGGAGGGCCUUCCUCCUUCAAGGUCUACUUGCAGCUGAAAUUAUUGCAAGUCUAGCUCCAGGUUCAGAGAUUCCACUUGCACGAUCCUGGCUACAAUCUGAGGAUUGCUGGGCAGGUAACGCGCUCAAAAUGGCCAGUGCGCUGUCAGCCUUGUCGUCAAGUAAUAGUCGACACCGAGACAAUAGGAACUUGGCGCAGCAACGAGGCGGUAUCGUCGUCGAUGAGGAUCCGAUGGCGCAUGGAUCAAUCGUUAACCGUGCGAUGGCAACAUUGAGGACACUUGCAAAUAAGAGCCGGACCACGGAUGAGGAUGGCAACACAAGUGUGCGAGGCGUGCCUACCACUGCAAUCAUGAAAAGAGAAAACCUGCUUGGUGCAAUGGUUCAGAAAGACAUUGAUCCGGCAAUGCUGAGGUUGUUUUGUCAAUAUGCGGGAAUUGAAGACUAG
Lithohypha guttulata is the source of this 2844-nucleotide messenger RNA. RefSeq lists its product as uncharacterized. NCBI's taxonomy places the organism in Eukaryota, Fungi, Ascomycota, Eurotiomycetes, Chaetothyriales, Trichomeriaceae. Gene Ontology annotation, biological process: regulation of transcription by RNA polymerase II. Gene Ontology annotation, cellular component: SWI/SNF complex; nucleus. The coding region runs from base 1 to 2844 and encodes 947 amino acids. The transcript has a single exon. The record is from RefSeq and is a predicted model, not a curated record. Gene Ontology annotation, molecular function: transcription cis-regulatory region binding.